AUGCGGUUGGAGCUUUUGAAGAAGUUGAAAGAGAUUGUAUGUCCAGGAAGCACUUUCCUUGUUGAGCCAGAAGUGAAGCCCAAUACACCUUCUACUCAGGAAACCAAGAAGAAGCAACCCAUUAAGGGAAAGGAGAAGGUGAAUGUGAAGAGGAACGUGUAUAUUACUAGAACAGUAAAACCUGGUGCAUAUGUUGAUGCUUUCCUUUCUGGGUUAAAACCAUACAUUAAGUUUGCCAAGGUUGUAGCUACAAAUAGGAAUUACGAUUUUAGGGCUAUAGCUGCUUCAAUUGGUCAUACAGAAGAUGAUUGGGCUCAAGUUAGGCGUGAUCUUUUGGGUGAGUUGCACACCCACAAAGAGGAAUACAUUACACUUUAUGGGUCCUACGAAAGGUUUGAAGAAUUGACAAGCAUAUUGUCAUACUUUCAAGACAGUCCUAGCUAUUCACAUUUGAUGACUAUGCCAGACAUGGGGCAUCUUGUUGCAUCGUGCCAUAAUCUUGUGUUAUACCAUUUGUCAUUAGAACAAUGUCUCACCUUUUUACCUCCGAGAAUAGUGCCAGUACCUCAACUUGAUAGACGUAAGAUUGUUAUUGGAUUUGUCAACGAAAAUCAUUUUGUGCAGGUUUUUUUGCAGCCAGGCCAUCCAGUUUCUCCUAUAGCCACUAAUUGGCGAAAAUACCGUCACCCUUGCGCUGUCAACUGGGAUGAUGCAUAUGUGCACCGCAUUCAGCAUUUCAAGGACAUCAUUCAUGAUACUAUAGCUACUUGA
Camellia sinensis is the source of this 771-nucleotide messenger RNA. RefSeq lists its product as uncharacterized. NCBI's taxonomy places the organism in Eukaryota, Viridiplantae, Streptophyta, Magnoliopsida, Ericales, Theaceae. The record is from RefSeq and is a predicted model, not a curated record.